AUGGCGGCAGUGGGCCGUGCGCAGAAAGGCUAUCAGCGAUUCCCUACAAAGCAGCGCAUGCUGAUGGCCUGUGAGGGCGGGGCAGCUCACCAAAACCUGGCCUCGAAGAUCUUCUCUGUAUGCUGCAAAUGCUGUGAGAAACCCGAUGCUGCAGAUGACUCCAAGAUCCCCAAUCAAACCCAAGAGCUUCAGCUGUCAAAGCAUGGUGUGCAGAAGGAUGAGCUCAACAGACAAAGCCUCAAGCACAGUGACGCAGCACCCUGCAUGAGUCUGGGGAAAGCCACGCUCCCCUCAGAAAAGACAACUUCUUGUUUCAGCAGCAGUGAGUUUUCAGAUGUAAAUUCACAAGCUUCCAAAAGAGGGUUUCCCAAGGGAAGGCUCAGCCGCUACUCCCAGGAUCGCUGGCCGUACCAACCAUGCCUCAUCGGGAGGCCCUGA
This is a messenger RNA of Budorcas taxicolor (takin), 438 nucleotides long. RefSeq names its product testis expressed 48 (gene TEX48). NCBI's taxonomy places the organism in Eukaryota, Metazoa, Chordata, Mammalia, Artiodactyla, Bovidae. The transcript is spliced from 5 exons. Bases 1 to 438 code for a protein of 145 amino acids. The record is from RefSeq and is a predicted model, not a curated record.